AUGGAAGGCUUAUGCCUUGGAGAUGAGUGUGAGGUACCCAGGCCCGUGUGCUCAGUCCAAGUGGUGGUAGGCUUUGGAAUGGACCCUGCCCUUCAACUUGACAUUAUCACGGAGCUUGAUCUUGUGAAUACAACUGUUGGAGUUACUCAGGUGUCAGGACUACACAAUACCAGCAAAGCGUUUCUGUUUCAAGAUGUGGAAAGAGAGAUCCAUGCAGCCCCACAUGUGACUGAGAAGUUAAUUCAGCUCUUUCGGAAUAAAAGUGAAUUCACAUUCCUGGCUACUGUGCAGCAGAAGCCAUCCACUUCAGGAGUGAUUCUGUCUAUCCGAGAACUGGAGCACAGCUAUUUUGAACUGGAGAGCAGUGGCUUGAGAGAUGAAAUCAGAUACCACUAUAGAUUUAAUGGAAAAUCAAGGAUGGAAGCUUUUCCUUACCGGAUGGCAGAUGGCCAGUGGCACAAGAUUGCUUUGUCGGUUAGCGCCUCCCAUCUUCUGCUCCACGUGGACUGCAACAGGAUCUAUGAGAGAGUGAUAGACCCUCCGGAAACCAACCUCCCUCCAGGAAGCAACUUAUGGCUUGGACAGCGCAACCAAAAGCAUGGCUUGCUGAAAGGUGUCAUUCAAGAUGUGAAAGUCAUCUUCAUGCCAAAUGGAUACAUAACACAAUGUCCUAAUCUGAAUCGCACAUGUCCAACCUGCAGUGAUUUCUUAAGCCUGGUGCAAGGGAUAAUGGAUUUGCAAGAGCUUUUGGCCAAAAUGACUGCCAAACUGAAUUAUGCAGAAACGAGGCUCAGUCAGUUGGAAAACUGCCAUUGCGAGAAGACCUGUCAAGUAAAUGGACUGAUCUAUCGGGACCAAGACUCCUGGGUAGACGAUGAUCACUGCAGGAAUUGCACGUGUAAAAGUGGAGCGGUAGAAUGCCGGAGGAUGUCCUGUCCCCCUCUCAACUGUUCUCCUGACUCGCUCCCUGUCCACAUUGGAGGCCAGUGUUGUAAAGCUUGCCGCCCAAAAUGUAUCUAUGGCGGAAAAGUUCUUGCAGAGGGCCAUCGGAUUUUAACCAAGAGCUGUCGAGAAUGUCGAGGUGGAGUUUUAGUAAAAGUGACAGAAGUGUGUCCUCCUUUGAACUGCUCAGCAGAAGAUCACAUUCUUCCAGAGAACCAGUGCUGUAGUGUCUGCAGAGGCCAUAACUUUUGUACAGAAGGACCCAAGUGUGGUGAAAAUUCUGAGUGCAAAAACUGGAAUACCAAGGCUACCUGUGAAUGCAAGAGUGGUUAUAUCUCUAUCCAAGGAGACUCUGCAUAUUGUGAAGAUAUUGAUGAGUGUGCCGCUAAGAUGCAUUAUUGCCAUGCUAACACAGUGUGUGUUAACCUGCCGGGAUCGUAUCGCUGUGACUGUAUCCCAGGAUAUAUCCGUGUGGAUGAUUUCUCAUGUACAGAGCAUGAUGAAUGUGGUAGCGCCCAACACACCUGUGAUGACAAUGCAAUCUGCACUAAUACUGUCAGGGGACACAGCUGCACCUGCAAGCCUGGAUAUGUGGGCAAUGGAACCGUCUGCAGAGCCUUCUGUGAAGAGGGAUGCAGAUAUGGAGGGACAUGCGUGGCCCCUAACAAAUGCCUCUGUCCAUCUGGAUUCACAGGAAGCCACUGUGAAAAAGAUAUUGAUGAAUGUACAGAGGGAAUCAUUGAGUGCCACAACCAUUCCCGCUGUGUUAACCUGCCAGGGUGGUACCACUGUGAGUGCAGAAGCGGUUUCCAUGACAAUGGAACCUAUUCACUUUCCGGAGAAUCCUGUAUUGACAUCGAUGAAUGUGCCUUAAGGACUCACACCUGUUGGAAUGAUUCUGCCUGCAUUAACCUGGCUGGUGGUUUUGACUGCCUUUGUCCUUCUGGACCAUCUUGCUCUGGGGACUGUCCCCAUGAAGGUGGCCUAAAGAGAAAUGGUCAAGUGUGGACUCUGAAAGAAGACCGGUGUUCAGUGUGCUCCUGCAAGGAUGGAAAGAUAUUCUGCCGACGGACUGCUUGUGAUUGUCAGAACCCAAGUGUUGAUCUCUUCUGCUGUCCAGAAUGUGACACCAGAGUUACCAGUCAGUGUUUAGACCAAAACGUACACAAACUCUAUCGAAGUGGAGACAACUGGACAUACAGCUGCCAACAGUGCCGCUGCCUGGAAGGAGAGGUGGAUUGUUGGCCACUCACUUGCCCCAACCUGAGCUGUGAAUACACUGCAAUCUCUGAAGGGGAAUGCUGCCCCCGCUGUGUGAGUGACCCCUGCCUGGCAGACAACAUCGCCUAUGACAUCAGAAAGACCUGUCUAGACAGCUAUGGCGUGACAAGACUUAGCGGUGCCAUCUGGACAAUGGCUGGAUCUCCCUGCACGACCUGCAAAUGCAAGAAUGGAAGUGUCUGCUGUUCUGUGGAUUUAGAAUGUCUUCACAAUAACUGA
This is a messenger RNA of Vombatus ursinus (common wombat), 2442 nucleotides long. It is a transcript of the gene NELL1, whose product is annotated as neural EGFL like 1. The coding region runs from base 1 to 2442 and encodes 813 amino acids. Gene Ontology annotation, molecular function: calcium ion binding; protein binding. NCBI's taxonomy places the organism in Eukaryota, Metazoa, Chordata, Mammalia, Diprotodontia, Vombatidae. The transcript has 20 exons. The record is from RefSeq and is a predicted model, not a curated record.